AUGGAGACCCCUCGGGUCAGGGAGCAUGGGGACCUGUGCACGUACCCAGGGAUUCCACCACAUUGCCGGUUCUCACCGCAGGAUGGUCCCAGGCUGCAGGCCUGGCUGCGGCACACGGGCCACGAACACCGGGUAGCCAGCUGCCUCAGUGCUCAUACAGGAAGCGUUUCACACCCUGCUGCUUGCGGCGGUGAUGGGAAGUUCACUACCUGCAGCCUGAUGUGGCAGCCUCCACCUUCUCCAGGGCAUCAAGAGACAGGUGAGGAGGUCCCCUGUAGAGGCUGGGCCCCGUCCUUGCCCACCUGGGGAAUACCCAUAGAACUCAGACUUCAGCCCCCUGCCCCCCAGAGGGCCAAGGCCUGGAGUCCCCGAUCAGCACCCACAAGCUGGCUGAAGUCUACUCUUGGGGCACUGCAACAGCGAGUUCCCGGGUUGCAGAGGCACCAGGCACAGCUGCGAGCUCUGGAACAGCUGGCGCAGCAGCUGCACAGGGAGAGCCUGCUGUCCCAGCUACUUGGACCUGAGGAAUCUCAAACCUUCUCCACCAUCUGCGGAAGGCCUGACACAGCCACGGUCCUUGCCCAAGGCCCUAUAUCUGCCACCUUGGAUGCUAAGCCGAAGCCGCCGGCCACUCAGAUACCGAGUGCGGAACGGUCAGAGUGACAAUGCUGAGAGACAGAGACAGAAGAUGGAAGGAGAGUUAUCAUCACACUAGGCACUGGCCCGGCAUGUGGUCCUCACCCGGGGAGGAUGUCACACUUGAGCUCUGUAUGUGACCUUGGCCUAAGUCGGCCUGCAUGCAGCCCUCGUUCCUGGACGGCCCACAUCCUCUGGACCACAUGCCCUGCCACCCCAACACAAACCUCGGCAGUCAGUAAAACAAGCCCUGAGCACAGCAAAGGUCAUGUGCUUCAAGGGGUGCUGUGCCAAGCCUGCUGUGGGGUUGGGGACACAGCAGUGAGCACUGCCCCAAACCAUCACCUUUGAGUCCAAGCGUCUGCUUGAGUAGAAGGUAACUAGUAAACCAAUAAACCAGAUGGCUUCCGACUGAUAAAAAGGUGUGACAGGCAGCAGGGUGCCUCUGGCAUCUGGGUGGAGGGAGAGCCUGUCUGGAGGGUCAGCGAAAGAAUGACUGCCAAGGCCCCACCGCGUAGGUCAUGAGGGUGAUGGCGGCAGUACUGCUCUAUCGAAAACCUGGGGGGUCGGGGCAGCGUUUGUAAAGGAGAGGAAGGAUGUCAUCGAAAAGGUUAAGAGGGAAGAGGAGGAGCCACACAGGUGUCUGGGGGAAGAGGCCCCCCGGCAGGAGAGUGAGGCUGCAGUGUGGGCAGUGAACUGAGGAGAGAAGGGAAAGGCAAAGGUGGAGAGGUGACAGGGCCACUGUGGGCUACGGUGGACCAGUGGGCGUCUGUGGGUGGUAGUGUAGGUGGAGGAGGAAGGGGUUGUGGUUGGUUCUUGCUAUGUGGCCCAGG
This is a messenger RNA of Meriones unguiculatus (Mongolian gerbil), 1469 nucleotides long. RefSeq names its product THAP domain containing 8 (gene Thap8). Bases 1 to 663 code for a protein of 220 amino acids. The record is from RefSeq and is a predicted model, not a curated record. NCBI's taxonomy places the organism in Eukaryota, Metazoa, Chordata, Mammalia, Rodentia, Muridae. The transcript has 4 exons.